Daphnia magna is the source of this 3233-nucleotide messenger RNA. RefSeq names its product coatomer subunit beta. Lineage: Eukaryota; Metazoa; Arthropoda; Branchiopoda; Diplostraca; Daphniidae. Gene Ontology annotation, biological process: intracellular protein transport; endoplasmic reticulum to Golgi vesicle-mediated transport; intra-Golgi vesicle-mediated transport. The record is from RefSeq and is a predicted model, not a curated record. Gene Ontology annotation, cellular component: COPI vesicle coat; cytoplasm. Gene Ontology annotation, molecular function: structural molecule activity.
CACUGUUGCCGCUUUCACCAAUUGGUUUUGUCGCUCACCAACUGACGUGGGUUAUUUUCUGUCAACGUCAAAGGUUUCGUGAAUUUCCUUCGUUUCGUAUAGAUAUCGUUCACAUAGAAAAUACAACAAGCAAUUGAAGAAAAAAGAAACAAGAUGUCCGUGACCGAGCAACCUUGCUAUACCCUCAUCAGUACCCCAGAUUCUGAUUAUCCACCACCAGAUCAGCUACGAAAAGAAUUGGAAAUUGGAGAUAUAAAAGCCAAAAUUGAUGCCUUAAAAAAGGCCAUUUAUAUAAUUUUAAAUGGAGAAAAGAUUCCAGGAAUCCUCAUGGCUGUUGUUAAAUUUGUGCUGCCUCUACAAGACCACAAUGUCAAGAAAUUAUUGCUGAUAUUCUGGGAAAUUAUCCCAAAGACAUCAGCAGAUGGAAAGCUCCUGCAUGAAAUGAUUCUUGUUUGUGAUGCCUACAGAAGAGAUCUGCAACAUCCUAAUGAGUUUAUCAGAGGGUCAACUUUGCGCUUUCUUUGCAAACUUAAAGAACCUGAGAUCCUAGAGCCGUUGAUGCCGUCGAUCAGGUCGUGUUUGGAACAUCGACAUAGCUACGUUCGGCGCAAUGCCGUUUUGGCUAUUUACACAAUUUAUCGCAAUUUUGACUUCCUCAUUCCCGAUGGACCAGAAUUAAUCGCAAAUUUUUUGGAACGUGAACAGGAUAUGUCCUGCAAACGAAAUGCGUUCAUGAUGUUGAUUCAUGCCGACCAAGAUAGAGCUCUUUCUUACCUUACUUCGUGCAUUGAUCAAGUUCAUUCCUUUGGCGAUAUUCUACAGCUGGUCAUCGUUGAACUAAUUUAUAAGGUAUGCCACGCCAAUCCUAGUGAACGGUCGCGCUUUAUUCGAUGCAUCUACAGUCUCCUGAAUGCAACAAGUCCGGCUGUUCGCUACGAAGCCGCUGGUACCCUAGUAACUCUGUCGUCUGCACCCUCAGCUAUCAAAGCUGCCGCCAGUUGCUAUAUCGAAAUUAUCCUAAAGGAAAGCGAUAAUAAUGUGAAGCUGAUUGUACUGGAUCGCCUAAUUGCUUUGAAAGAGCAACCAAACCAAGAACGUGUCCUGCAGGAAUUGGUCAUGGAUAUUUUACGUGUUUUGGCAACUCCCGAUUUGGAGGUUCGGAAGAAGACGCUAUCGCUCAUUCUUGAUUUGGUGUCAUCACGCAAUAUUGAGGAUAUUGUACUUGUUCUGAAAAAGGAGGUAACGAAAACGCACAACACAACUGAGCAUGAAGAUACGGGAAAAUAUCGACAACUGUUGGUGCGCACUCUUCAUUCUUGCUGCAUCAAGUUUCCUGAUAUUUCUGCGACCGUAAUUCCUGUCCUAACAGAAUUUCUUUCCGACACCAACGAACUAGCAGCAGCGGAUGUUUUGGUAUUUGUCCGCGAAGCGAUUCAAAAAUUCGAGGGGCUGCGUCCGCUUAUAAUCGAAAAGCUCCUCGAAGCCUUUUUUCGAUCAAGUAAAUCGGUCAAGGUGCAUCGUGCGGCAAUCUGGAUCUUGGGCGAGUACGCUACUUCGACUGAUGACAUUCGUUCAGUCAUGUCGAAAAUACGACAGUCGCUGGGUGAAAUUCCUAUGGUGGACGAUGAAAUCCGGAAAGCAGCUGGAGAUCAACCCGAUGGAGAAAGUUCUGCUACACAAGGAAAUGUCGUUGUCAGUAAUCCGACGGCUCCCAACGCUCGCUUAGUCACAGCAGAUGGUACCUAUGCCACCCAGUCUAUCUUCAGCACUGCCAACAACCGCCAAAAAGAAGAAAGACCACCUCUUCGAAAGUAUCUGAUGGAAGGUGAUUUUUUCAUUGGAGCAUCAAUGGCUACAACUCUAACCAAACUAGCCUUACGUUUUGUGCAACAAAUUUCUAGCACGCAAAUCCAAAACCAGUUUUGUGCAGAAGCCAUGCUUGUUAUCACGGCAAUCCUUCAUUUGGGCCGUUCUGGUUUGCCACAAAAACCAAUCAGUAACGAUGAUGCUGCAAGACUAGGGCUUUGCCUUAAGGUGCUGUCAGAACGAUCACCCAUCUUGGUAGAAGUCUUUACAGAUGCCUGUCGUCGUUCAAUUUCGCUUAUGCUAGCCGCUAAGGCUGAAGAAGAAGCUGCUGCCCAAAAGAAUUUAGAAAAGAACAAUCGAUCGGUCCAAGCUGAUGACCUCGUCUCGUUUAAGCAACUUCUUUCUCGUAAUGAACUAGGCGGCCUCGAAGACGUAUUUGAAUCGAGUUUGUCGCAAGCUUUGGUAGGAUCCGCUCAGCGAACCGGACUGGAUCUGAGCGUCUCAAAACUGAACAAAGUGACACAGUUGACGGGUUUCUCCGAUCCCGUCUAUGCCGAGGCAUAUGUCAACGUGAACCAGUAUGACAUCGUCCUUGAUGUUUUGAUUGUCAAUCAAACCGCUGAUACCCUUCAAAACUGCACGUUGGAACUGGCUACGCUCGGUGAUCUGAAACUUGUAGAAAAGCCUUCAGCCAUCAUUUUGGCCCCACAUGACUUUGCUAACAUUAAGGCUAGCGUUAAGGUUGCUUCGACGGAGAAUGGUAUUAUUUUUGGAAACAUCGUCUACGACGUGACUGGCUCUACAUCUGACCGAAAUGUUGUGGUUUUAAAUGACAUUCACAUUGACAUCAUGGAUUAUAUAAUGCCAGCCAGCUGUACUGACGCUGAGUUCCGUCAAAUGUGGGCCGAUUUUGAGUGGGAAAACAAGGUUACUGUCAACACCAAUAUUAAUGAUCUAAAUCUCUAUUUGCAACAUCUUCUCAAGUCGACAAACAUGAAGUGUUUAACACCAGAGAAAGCCUUAGCUGGUGAUUGUGGUUUUAUGGCAGCCAACUUAUACGCGCGUUCCGUCUUCGGAGAAGAUGCAUUGGCUAAUCUCAGCUUGGAGAAACCAUUCGGUAAAUCCGACGCACCAGUUACAGGACACAUUCGCAUUCGUGCCAAGAGUCAAGGAAUGGCUCUCAGUCUCGGUGACAAAAUUAACACGAUUCAAAGGCUUCAGUAAAACAUGUCGUGGCUUAAAUGUAACCGCAGUAUUCUCCACGGUUGCUUCCAAAAAAAUUCAUUCGUUCUUUGAUUCACUAUUAUUCCCAAAUUGAAAUGUCUAUUUGUUGCAAGUGUUUUUUCCUCAUCUACAUUCUUUAAGGAAUAUGUGGAAUGCAGUUGUUGAUUAGUUUUUCUUCAUCAAUAUAACAGUGGGCUAUGUUA